Molecule: messenger RNA, 933 nt
Organism: Vicia villosa (hairy vetch)
Lineage: Eukaryota; Viridiplantae; Streptophyta; Magnoliopsida; Fabales; Fabaceae
Exons: 2
Coding region: 1-933 (310 amino acids)
Molecular function (GO): zinc ion binding; nucleic acid binding
Source: RefSeq, a predicted model, not a curated record
AUGAGUUCCAGUGAUCGAAUUCCUUCCAAUUUACCGAUUCUUGAUUCAAAGAAUUAUGAUAAGUGGUCUAAACAAAUGAAGGUCUUGUUUGGAUACCAAGAAGUUCUUGAUAUCGUCAACAAUGGUGUCACACCACUUGGGGCUGAACCUACAGCUGCACAUCAAGCCACUUUCAGGGAAGAGAAGAAGAAAGAUUACAAAGCUCUCUUCUUGAUACACUCUUGCGUCGAUGGUGAUAAUUUCGAAAAGGUCGGUGACUGCGAGUCCGCGAAGCAAGCUUGGUUAAUUCUUGAGAAAGCAUAUGUUGGGGCUGCGAAGGCGAAGGUUAUGAGGUUACAAACUCACAAGAGAUUCGACAACAUUGUAGUUGCUAUUGAAGAGUCGAAGGACCUUACGUCGUUGAGCAAGGAUGAGCUUCAAAGCUCCCUAGAAGCACAUGAACAAAGAAUGGACGAGAGAGGAAGCGAUAAGGCAAAGGCGGAGAUAGCUUUGCAAGCUCGUUUAAAUGAAAGGAGUAAAGGUUCGAAAGGGAAAUGGCCUUCGAAAGGGAAGCAAGACGAUGGUGAAUCUAAACAUUCGAAGGGACAAAAGAGUGAGAGCAGCAACUCAAACGGUUAUGGUGAUCGGAGCAACGCGAGAGGUGGAAAACCAAGAGACAUGAGCAAAAUACAAUGCUGGAAAUGUAAGAAACUUGGGCAUUUUCAAGCAAAGUGUGGUGCUAAACAGCUUGAAUCUAAAGGGGAUGAAGUCAAGGUUGCGAGGCAAGAGGUGGAUGAUGAAGCCACACUCUUAAUGAUGAUUACCGAUGAGUGUGACGACAUGACAGAGGUGCUGGACAGCAGCUGCAAGUCACGGGACAGCAGCUGCAGCAGUGCAGAAAAUGCGACAGUUUUGAGUUCGGAACAAAAUGUGAUGAUUUCGGUUCGAGAUUGA